AUGAAACGUAAAAUGAUCCAAUACGUGACAACGAUGAUCGACGAAACUGGAAUCAAAGUCACAAAAGAAAACGCCGAAAACGGUAAAAUAUGGAGACUGAUCACAUUAGCCAUUCUAAUGCUACUGGGAGGCCUAUCCACAGGUAUGUUUUCACUUGUAAAUUACGACGAUUUUUAUAAAUUCGUCAGCCCCGUACCUUGCACAGCGGCCAUUAUAAUUUGCUGCUGCGGCACCUUGACCAUAUUCGUGCACCGGGAUAAAAUCAGCGAGAUGUUGUACGCGCUGGAUACGAAUCUGUACACUUACCCAGAUGAACACCGACUCAAUAUGCGGUAUUCCUGGUACCUAGAAGAAGAAAAGGUGACUAAGAUAAUGACAGCUGCUCUAUGUUUCGAGAUUUUCACCGUGAUUGUUAUUUUUAUACCUAUAAUUGGCGAGCUGGUGACGUAUCAUCGAAUCAGCACCUUUGUAUAUCCGUCCUGGCAGCCUUGGAUUGUCGAUGAUCUGAGAUCCGAGCUGGUUGUAGCCGGGAUGCAAAUGAUACAGUCGUUUUGUGGUCUGUGGUUCUAUCAUAUUGUCGUUAUGGCUACUUCAUUGGCUGUGUUCGAGUUCUUAAGGCAGUACGAGAGGUUGACAACCGCUUGUCUGUCGCUUAAACGUAGGACCGAAGAAUCUUCGAAGGCUGGUGAAACGAAAUCCGCCAAGUACGAUACCCUGAUGCGUAGAAAUAUUGUGCAUUGUAUUAAACAUCAUCAAAUAUUACACAAGAAUUUUCAAUUGCUAAGGAUAUGGUUCUCGGUGUUCUACUCUUGCGAAUUGGCUGUCUGCAUGGUUUCUUUUGCUUUCGUACUGUAUGUCUUGAUAAAUACCACGAGUUUGCCCAAAGUGCUGAAUUUUAUGGCUGUCACGUUCAUCAUAAAUAUGAAUUUCUUGACCAGGUGUUUCGCUGGAGAAAUAUUUGCUGAUUUAAACGACAACCUCGCAUACACAUUAUUCUCCGAAGUCGACUGGUGCGAACUGAGCAAAGAGAAUCAACGAUUAUUGGUGAUAUUUCACAGAAUGGCGUGUCGACCUCAUCGUCUAUUUGGAUUAGGAAUCUUCGAAGCAACUAGAAAGACAUUCGCCCAAAUAAUACGAUCCACGUACUCGUCGUUCAAUUUAUUAAACAUGAUGUUGAAGAAACGUACCUGA
Messenger RNA from Planococcus citri (citrus mealybug), 1191 nucleotides. RefSeq lists its product as uncharacterized. The record is from RefSeq and is a predicted model, not a curated record. The transcript has 4 exons. Gene Ontology annotation, biological process: sensory perception of smell; detection of chemical stimulus involved in sensory perception of smell. The coding region runs from base 1 to 1191 and encodes 396 amino acids. Gene Ontology annotation, molecular function: odorant binding; olfactory receptor activity. NCBI's taxonomy places the organism in Eukaryota, Metazoa, Arthropoda, Insecta, Hemiptera, Pseudococcidae. Gene Ontology annotation, cellular component: plasma membrane.